UUUUUUUUUUUUUCAAAAUGCUUGUUUAUGGGUUAAGCCAUUUUAGCUUUCAACUUGGAAAUGAUGAUAUUUUGAAGAUUGAUAUAACUAGUGGCUGACUUAUCAUUGCUUGGGCUACUAAGUUCUACUGACUGAUAUUUUUUCUUGUAGAAAUAGUGUUAGAAUAGUCUUAGUGGCUCAUAAAGUUUUGAAUGACUUGAAUGGCAGGCAAUUUGAAGUACUAUUAAAUUCUACCUUCAUUUUGUAGUCAAGGAUCCUGUUCAUAAAUUUAGAUACAGAUCCUUGUAUUCACAGCUGGAGAUAGAGACUGCUACCUUCUCUUCAAAGCAAAGUCUCUUCCAAUUUUUUCCAUACAAGAAGUUAAAGUUGAAUCUUCUAGAACAGAAAAGAAUUUUAGAUAUAUUGGCCUGGGUUUUUCUUAAUAUUUUGGCAUUGCUUGGCCAUUGGAUUAUAUCUCUAGGAAAAGCAAUCAAACUUUAUACCUGAAAGUUCUUUGCUGCAUAGGCAGAAGUAUGGUCCCAUUAAUGAUCGGAAAAAUGGCUGAAUUUGGAGGGGGAAAUGCUGUCGAUAUAUUAUCAGCUGAAGAUUGGUUGUUGCGUGCACAAGAGCUCGUUCCAGUGGCACUGGAGACUGCACGAGGGGUUAGAGGAUUCCCGGGAAGGUGGAAGAUGAUAAUUUCAAAAUUGGAGCAGAUUCCAUCGAGGUUGUCGGAUUUGUCUAGUCAUCCUUGCUUCUUAAAGAACGCCCUAUGUAAGGAGCAGCUGCUGGCAGUAACGAAGACGUUGAAUGAAGCGAUUGAACUAGCUGGGAUGUGUGUGAAAGAAAAGUACGACGGAAAGCUUCAGAUGCAAAGCGAUUUAGACACUUUGUCCGGGAAAUUGGAUUUAAAUUUGCGUGAUUGUGGGAUUUUGAUUAAAACGGGAGUGCUUGGUGAAGUUACUCUAUCAUCAGCUGCAGCGAGCUCUAUUAGCAGCAAUUUAAGGGAAUUGCUUGCCCGUCUUCAAAUAGGUCAUCUUGAGGCUAAACAUAGAGCUCUCGAUAGCCUCCUGGAAGCCAUGAAAGAGGACGAAAAGAAUGUUAUAGCCGUCUUAGGGCAUAGCAAUAUCGCAGCUCUAAUCCAGUUGCUUACUGCUACUUCGCCUCAGAUAAGAGAAAAAACAGUCAGAAUAUUCUGCUCGCUUGCAGAAUCUGGAUGCUGUGAAAAAUUGCUCGUUUCGGAAAGUGUACUUCCCCCUCUUAUACGCCUCGUUGAAUCCGGCACUCCCUUGGCUAAAGAGAAGGCUACCGUUUCUCUUCAGAGAUUGUCAAUGUCAACAGAAACCGCUCGAUCGAUCGUUGGGUAUGGAGGCGUUAGGCCACUGAUUGAAAUCUGUCGAACGGGCGAUUCUGUUUCACAGGCUGCUGCUGCUUGUACGUUGAAAAACGUAUCUUCUGUGCCCGAUGUGCAACGAGUGCUGGCUGAAGAAGGGGUUGUUAAAGCAAUGAUCAGUCUUCUCGAUUGCGGUAUUCUUCUCGGGUCGAAAGAGCACGCUGCUGAAUCCUUGCAGAAUCUUUCCUCGGGCAACGAUGAUCUCAAAAGACAGAUUAUAUCCGAGGGCGGUGUUCAAAGCCUGCUAGUGUAUUUGGAUGGCCCGCUGCCUCAAGAAUCUGCAGUCGGGGCAUUACGAAACUUGGUCAGCUCGAUUUCCAUCGAGGCAUUAAUUUCGCUUGGCGUCCUCCCGAGGUUGGUUCGUGUACUCAAAUCGGGAUCGCCCGGUGCACAGCAAGCCGCUGCUACUGCAAUCUGCAGAAUAUGCACAUCAUCUGCUACGAAAAAGACAGUAGGCGAGGCGGGAUGCAUCCCUCUUCUCGUUAAAAUGUUAGAGGCAAAAGGAAAUAGCACGAGGGAGGUAGCUGCUCGAGCGCUCUAUACCCUGAUGACCCUCGCAUAUAAUUGUAGAGAACUCAAGAAGGACGAUAGAAGUGUGCCAAAUUUGGUGCAGUUGCUCGAUCCAAGCCCUCAAAACAGCGCCAAAAAGUAUGCGGUCUCGUGUCUUACCUUGCUUGCCUCGAGCAGGAACUGCAAGAGGCUGAUGGUUUCGUAUGGAGCUAUCGGUUAUCUCAAGAAGCUCACCGAGAUGGAUGUUCCGGGUGCUAAUACGCUACUCGAGCUUUUGGAAAGAGGGAAACUGAGAAGUUUGUUUAGCAGGAAAUAAAUAAUAGCCUUCUAUGAUGAAUUCUCUCUUCUCCUUUGACUAAUGCCAUUAUCUAUCUGAAACAAAUAGCCUCUUUUUACCAUCUGCAAAGUGUAAGCUUAGCUUGUUAAUCUAGCAAUCCAAGUUGUUAUGUAAACUGUAAACAUAAACACCCCCCUGGCCCCCUCUAUUGGUUAGAGAAUAAUGUAUAUAUAUAAUUCUAUGAUUUCUCGUUUAGUAUACUAGUUGACAGAUGGUUA
This is a messenger RNA of Ipomoea nil (Japanese morning glory), 2434 nucleotides long. RefSeq lists its product as uncharacterized. NCBI's taxonomy places the organism in Eukaryota, Viridiplantae, Streptophyta, Magnoliopsida, Solanales, Convolvulaceae. The transcript is spliced from 2 exons. Bases 513 to 2195 code for a protein of 560 amino acids. Gene Ontology annotation, molecular function: protein binding. The record is from RefSeq and is a predicted model, not a curated record.